This is a messenger RNA of Triticum turgidum subsp. durum (durum wheat), 612 nucleotides long. The record is from the annotation of a GenBank genome assembly. Lineage: Eukaryota; Viridiplantae; Streptophyta; Magnoliopsida; Poales; Poaceae.
AUGGCGGCGCUUCGAGUCACGGCGAGGAGGCUCGUCGACGGUGGCCAGACGCCGGCGGUGACGGUGGAAGAGGCGCAACGCCGGCUCUUCCCGAGACUCUCCCAAGUCGACCGGGCUAGGUCUACCACAUCCUCCGCUGCUGUUGCUGCAGACACCAAUGUGGCGGCGGGCAAGGGCUAUGAAGAUCGGGAGAAACUCCUGACAGAGAUCCAUAAUAUGAGCGAGGAGUUGUAUGAUAAGGUUUCGCAUGCGGAAAGGAUCUACAAUAUCCCUGGUAGGGAAGGCAAAAAGAUCAGUCGGCUGCGCGAGGAGCUCGCCACGCAAGUGGGACCUAGACCCGGCGACGACUCAUGGUAUAUAUGUAUGAUCAUCUUCUGUUUACAAGAUUUUUGUGGGGUUAACAAGUUAUCUCAUCUGAACCCAACCUGUAGGCGCAUGUUACGAGUGAUGCAUACAUUAACGUAUUACGGUGGAUAUGCGUCUUUUAUGUUCACCUCAUAUGUGCUCGCGAGCAUGGCCGUUGGUUCGAUCGUUGAAUUGGAGCCAGAUGAAAAGCGAUGGAUAAGAAGAAAAGAGGGGAGGAACGCAAGCGAAGUGAAACAAAAUGAUUGA